GAAAUUUAUUAAUAGAAAUACUCAAAGAGUUCAAAGAUAUAGUGGAAAAUAAAAAAACAGAUAGCGUAAGCGCAGCGAAGAAGAAGGCUGCUUAGGCGCAUAUUGCGGAGAAAUUUAAUGCCUCAUCUAUGAUAAAUGAGUCAGCAUCAGGAGAACAAUUAAGGCGCCUUUGGCAAAAUUUGAAGACCCGUCAAAGAGAUGCCCUCACAAGAGAGCGUCAACACAGAAUGGUCACUGGUGGUGGUGGUCCCUGCCCUGAUGCUAACAUCAACCCAGACAUAGCCGAGAUAUCUCCUGCUCUCUUCGUAGAAAUACAAGAUUCUUUGGACUCGGACCACAUCGAGGUGGAAACUGUUCAGGAAGAAACUUUCAUGGAAACCAAUGUACCCCCCCCCCUGCUGUUGAUACUCCAAUACAAAAUCCAGAAAUCACAAUCCAGCCAAAUCCCACUAUCUCACAUAGCACAAUUCAAUCUGUUGAAUCGAACCCCGAAUUAUUGUCAUCGAAUGAAAAAAAACUGUGUACAAAUUUUAAAAGCUGAACAUGUCAGUCGAGAAAAAAGAGCAGAAGAACUACACAAGCUCCAAUUAAAAUGUAUAUUAGAAAAACACAAUUUAGAAAUUCAGAUUAUGGCAGAAAAACUAAAAGAAGCGAAAGCAAAAGCCGAGUCAGCACAACAUCACCAGUGAACUUAUAUUAGUAAUUAUUAUAUUAUGUAUUUCUACUGAAGAGAGAUCUCCGCAGAAGAGCCUAGAGCACCUUUUUAUUUUUUGUGUUUAUUUUAUAGUUGUUGAUUUUGUGUUGUGAUUAAUGAUAAUUGUUUACGAUUGUUAAAUUUUUUGUAUUAAACUUUAAUAAUUAAAGCAUUGUGAGAACAAGAGAGUUCUCCGCAAAUGAGCCUAAAGUUCCUUUUAUUUUUUGUGUUUAUUUUAUUGAUGUUGAUUGUGUUGUAAUUAAUAAUAAAAAGAUGAUUAUUUGUACAUAGUUUUUUAUUUUUAGAAAAACUGUAAAUAUAUAAAAUCAAAAGUAAUUAUUAAUAAUUGUAUUUCUAAAAGCAAACCCAUCAGUAGUCCCUUCAUUGUUGGAUUCAUCAUAUGAGACUUCUUCAUUGAUGUCAUUAUCUUCUUCAUACGAAGGCAUCAUGUCAUUUGUAGACAAUGAUAUAUUAAAAAGGACAGCACAUGCUACGAUAAUAUUUGACACUGUGGUCAAUUUGUUGCCCAACCCCCUAUGUUGCGCUUUCCCAGUGGAAUUCGGAACCAACACUCGUAGCUCCAAAGACAUUUUAAAUAUUAUUUCCAAUAUGUUAAUGGCAGUGUUAUCAAACCCUGCCCAAACUGUACCGGACAGUAGGUUGAAAUUGGGGUUUCUGGAUCAGAUGGGAUCCAGAAACACCCAAUUUCAACUAUCAUUCACAUAUUCGAAAGUAGGGGUUCCGAGAUUAGAUCCAGAAACACUCAAUUUCAACCAUCAUUCAUAUAUUCGAAAAUAGGUGCAAUGAUUUAAUUAUUCAUGAAAUUAAUAUUAAGGUAUGUAUUCUGCGACGCACCUGUAUACGUGUAAUGAGCAAGUGUGUAUCUGUGCUAAUACAACUUAUCCAUUCAGUAUUCAAUUGUGUAUUCGAUAAUUCAAUAUCAUCUAUUCAGCACAUUGCAGUGCAAAUAAUUGAAUGCGGUUAUACGUUCUCCGAUGUCGUCUUAUAUAAAGCUUACGAUAUACGUCAGUGAUGCGAUAACUUAUUUAUGUCAUUUCCACAAACAAGGUACACAAAUAUCAUUAUUAAAACUAGGGAGGUCCUGGGUUUGGUCCUGAUUCGAAACAAGUAUAACUAAGUAUAGUUUUCUAUUAGUAAAAUAUAAACACGGUUACACAGAUAUAGCUUGGUAUGUAAAAUGAUGUAUGUAUGUAUAUAUGUAUGUCUUGAUAUGUUAGACCUUAUCAAGGUAUAGCACCCUAUCUACUUCUACAGGAAUGAUCUAUUUACUUAAAAUUUUAUGACGUAGAAAUAAAAAGCAAAUAAUAUUUAGAAUGAUUAUAUUUUAAAUAUCAAUUACAUGAAGUUGAACUUAACUUUUUAACUAUUUUAGUAACUAAAUACUCAGUUUCACUCAUGAUUUCAUCAAUAUCGCUUCGCACUAAAUAUUGUAUAUUGACGCUUGCACUAUCUGGAUCACUGUCUAUUUCGUCCAUAUGACGACCAUCCACAUCAUGUACAAUUAUUUUUAUUAUUCGGCGAACGGUCCCGGACUCUUUACGCAUGACAAAGGAUUUGUUUUUAAAAGAUUUUGAUUUAUUUUU
Molecule: messenger RNA, 2298 nt
Organism: Spodoptera frugiperda (fall armyworm)
Lineage: Eukaryota; Metazoa; Arthropoda; Insecta; Lepidoptera; Noctuidae
Exons: 3
Coding region: 129-689 (186 amino acids)
Source: RefSeq, a predicted model, not a curated record